AUGUCGCUCGCUCCAUCAUUACAUCGCCCAUCAUCAAGAGAGCGCCAACACUAUGCACGCUUCCCCAGCCAACUACCGAAUGCGAUUCGCUUGCGCACUCCGAAUGCGACGCUGAGCGAUGAAGCCAUGUCGAACGGCUCCAACAAUCACAAUCUGGGGGAGGGGGUAGACUCCAUGGCGGAGGAGGACCCCCGGGCGGCGCGCUGGCGAGAACACUAUCUGCGCACCGAAGCGCGUCUCGCCGCUGUCUUGGGAGGCGGGAACAAGCAUGAUGUUCUUGAUGCGGAGGAAAGUGGGAUGAAGCCCUCCGCCGACGUCGCCCCGGCAGCGCAUGACGCGCGCCCGACCGCGACGCCCAAGAAACCAGUCAGGGCCAUUGACGAGGAUGACUACGGCGACGAUGAUGAUGCCGAAGAGGAAGAUGACACCCGCACCUCGCCGUUGCUUUCGAAGAGCGCUCCGAACGGCAUCUCCGCUAGUGCCCUCGAUACGCCAAGCCUUCGGAUAUCUUCGUUGUCGAACAAGCUGGGCAUUGAACGCACAAGCACACCGAGCUCGGAGCAGGUCAAGUCAUCCGAUGACGUGCGGAAAAAGCUGCAACAGGACAAAAAGGCUGCCGAAGAUGCAGCUAAGCGCAGUUUCUAUACCCUGUUCUACACCUUGGAGAGCGAUCGUGAUGCUAUGCUGGAACAACAGAAGCUUGACGAACUGGACCGGCAAGUGGAAACCGAGAUGUCCGGGCAGCCAGCCAGUGCUCCCGCAGCCGGGGCGCCAGCUGCACCUCAGCAAGGAACCCUGAGCACGACCAAUCUCGGAGCCUCCAGUCUGACCUUGAAGCAUCUUAUUGCCCGCAUAGAUGCGCAGAGAGACAAAGUGCACGCAAGCGAUGCCCAGCUACGAAAUCUGAUCAGCGAAGUGAGGAAAAACCGGAGCAAGUGGGCGAAUGAAGACCGCGUUGGCCAAGAGGAGCUGUAUGAGAGCAUGGAGAAGGUUCUCAUGGAGCUCAAGGCCGGCGAGCAUGCCCAUCCCUUCUUGCAGCGCGUCAACAAGCGAGAAGCGCCCGACUAUUACAACAUAAUCAAGCAGCCCAUGGAUAUCGGCACCAUGAUGAAGAAACUCAAGCAGUUGGUGUACAAAUCGAAGAAGGAAUUUGUGGAGGAUCUCAUGCUCAUCUGGGCCAAUUGCUUGAAGUACAACUCCGACCCCGGCCAUUUGUAUCGCAAGAAAGCGCUCUACAUGAAGAAAGAGACGGAGAAGCUAGUUCCCUUAAUCCCUGAUAUCACUGUCCGUGAUCGUGCGGAAGUCGAGGCUGAGGAAAGGCGCAUGAGAAACGGAGAUGCAGACGCAGAUGGCGCUGAGGACAGUGAAGACGAGGAACCGAUCAUGGCUUCCCGCGGACGCAAAGCGCCCAGCAAAGGCGGGAAAGGCACAAGCACAGCUAGAAAAGCGCCCCCAGCAGGCCUGGAAGGCACGCCUGGUCCUGAAAACAAGGCCACUGUCCCGUCCAUCAACAGCGCGGUGUCCAAUUUGAAGAAUGAGUUCCUCCGCGCCGACUCGGAAAUGGAAGGUUCCAUCAAUGGCUUCUCAACACCUCCACCUGGGACACUGACCCCUUUGGGACCUAACGGCAUUCUCCGCAGCGGCGCGCACGGUAGCCAAGCAGAUGUAUCCGAGGCAGAUGGCACCGGCGCUUCUGUGAGCGGUUUUGCUUUUGAGGACGACGCUGAUCUAGAUGACCUCGAAUACAAAACUUGGAAGCAGAUCACCAAGAAGGACAGAGCAAUCAUCGCCGCUGAACGCCACCGUUUGUUCCGGAACGAUGAGCUUCACGUAGACGAGCCGGCAAUUCUGCGGACCAGAGCUGGGAUGAGACGAUGGCUCCGUCAUCGAAAACAGGCCAACGAGGAAGAGUCUAUGGGUGGCUCAGCCUCUGCGCCCGACGGCAAGGAUGGUGUGCAAACAACAGCCGGCGAAACCCUCGCUGAAGGUAUGGAGGGUGAAGAAGAACGCCAGAUUCCCGACUACUAUGACCCAGUCUGCGCAAUCCCGGAUCUAAAUGAACGUCUUCAAUGGGUUGAGGAUGCCGAAGGCCAUGUCAUCCAACAGUUCGAAGAGUACAUGAGGAUCGUGCCUAGAGGCCAGUUCACUGCGCCGGAAAGCGCGCUGACCAAGAAAAUGGAGUCCAACAUGAGACAAAUGCAGGAGACGAGGAAAAUCUGCGCGAAGAUUGGAAUUGUCAAACAGAUGCAACUCCAAUCGCAGAUGUACCAAAACCAGUUCCAAAAGUACGAUCCCCGGCCAUUUAUUGAGGCGGAUAUCGAGCCAAUGGUCGUAUCUGAAGAAGGCCCUGUCAUGGCUCCAUACGUUUGCCGCGCCGCGCUGCAACGAAGCGUUGGCAAGAUAUUCUACCAUGCCGGCUUUGAAGAGUUCCAGCCUUCCGCUCUUGACGCAAUUACGGACAUCGCAGGGGACUUCUUCCAGAAGCUAGUAGCAAGUCUAGGCCUCUACCGAGAAACACCGAAGAUGAAGUCUGACAUUCCUGUGACCGCACAAAACGGCACUACCACACACUGGGUUCCCCGAUUCAAUCAGGAAGAAGCUGUUCUCCAUGCUUUGCAAGUAAACGGAGUUGAUCUCGAGACUCUAGACACGUACGUUAAAGACGACGUUGAGCGACUAGGUACCAAACUCGCCGGCAUGCAUGAUCGCAUGCGGUCUUACUACGCCGAACUGCUUCGUCCUGCCCUGGACAAUGCUGGCACAGACGGAGCCGGUGCGUUCAAUGACGGCAGUGAGCAGUUCGUUGGCGGCGACUUUGCUGAAGACAUCGGAGAAGACUUCUUCGGUUUCAAGGAACUUGGUCUGGAUAAGGAGUUCGGUGUCUCUUUCAGCGUUCCGUUGCAUCUGUUGCAGAACAGGAUGCACAAUGCCUACGCUGCGCAGAACACCAACAACGUUGCUACAACGGGCGUUCUCAUGGAGGAGCCACCGAAAUUCGAGCCCGUCACCAUGCAAAAUGUCACAAGCCAAAUUGGCCUCAUGCAAGACUGGCUUCUUUCCAAGCUACAGGAUAACAGCAACGAAGCCCUCGUUGAGGAUGAAGAUCUACCCCCGAAACAGCGUUUCCCCAAGCCUCGUCUGCCUCCGACAGGCAAGAUUUCUAGUCCUCGCAAGCGCCCAUUGCGAGAACAACAGCAAAUGGCGCGGAAGAAGCGCAGGCUGGACGAGGAAAGGGAAGAGAAUGGCGCCAACGCCAACGGAUCUGGAGUCAACGGUGGCCUCAUGAAAGGGCUUGGUAAACCAGUUGGUAAGUUGAAGCUCGAGAUGCCACAGAAAGAGAACCAGGGCAUCGCCGAGCCAGAAAAGGACGACGGCAGCGCAGUUGGGAUGAUAAGUCCCGAGAGCAUCUUAGCUGCCUGA
This is a messenger RNA of Trematosphaeria pertusa, 3420 nucleotides long. RefSeq names its product transcriptional activator spt7. The coding region runs from base 1 to 3420 and encodes 1139 amino acids. Lineage: Eukaryota; Fungi; Ascomycota; Dothideomycetes; Pleosporales; Trematosphaeriaceae. The transcript is spliced from 4 exons. The record is from RefSeq and is a predicted model, not a curated record. Gene Ontology annotation, cellular component: SAGA complex; SLIK (SAGA-like) complex. Gene Ontology annotation, biological process: regulation of transcription by RNA polymerase II. Gene Ontology annotation, molecular function: structural molecule activity; protein heterodimerization activity.